Molecule: messenger RNA, 2153 nt
Organism: Drosophila ananassae
Lineage: Eukaryota; Metazoa; Arthropoda; Insecta; Diptera; Drosophilidae
Product: methyltransferase-like protein 25
Exons: 5
Coding region: 178-2013 (611 amino acids)
Molecular function (GO): DNA binding; protein dimerization activity
Source: RefSeq, a predicted model, not a curated record
GAGUAGAGCUGGAAAAAACCUCGAUGUAACAUCGAUAUAUCGAUGUUGCCGAAAAUUUAGCAACAUCGAUAUUUUAGUUUUCAACAUCGAUUAUCGUCACUUGCAGCCGAAUAAAAGAGGAAGCAUCAACGCGUGGUAAGAGUAAUUGGUGGUGUUGGCAGUCAUCGUGGGAGAAUUAUGGACAAAUUUUUAAAAAGAACUUCGAAUGUGUUGGGCGACGUGGAAAACGAAGAAAACAAAGAAAUCUCAAUUUCGAAUAACAAGCGCAAGGAAAAAAUUUCAAUAGUUUGGAAUUAUUUUAAGAAGGGAACAAAUCAAACCGCGUCUUGUAUGCAAUGUGGAAAGGUCCUCAAAACAUCUGGAAAUACCAGCAAUUUGAUGCAGCAUUUGAGAACUGCACAUCCUAUAAGAGAGCAAGCAGAAAACAUUGCAGUUUCACCAUGCAUGAACAAAUUUCUUGAAAGUUCUAAGCAAUACUCAAAUGCCUCUGCUCGAAAAAUCGCUAUAGACAAAGCUGUAAUGAGGAUGAUAGCAUUGGAUAUGCAACCUUUUAGCAUUGUUACCGAUCGCGGAUUUGUUAAUUUAAUGAAGUGCGUGGAUCCUUUGUACAAGUUGCCAAGUAAGACACAUUUGCGUAACGUUAUCUUAAACAAUGAGUAUGAGGCCUCAAAGGAAAAACUCAAAAAAUCAUUAGAGCAGGUAGAUCACGUUGGGAUUACAACGGACUGCUGGACAUCUAAAGCCAAUGAGGGUUAUUUAACGGUUACAGUACACUUUGUCUUACCAUCUUUUCAACUUCACUCAGCAGUGUUGUCAACAGAGAAACUUGUAACUCCUGAAAGCCACUCUGCUCUUACUAUUGCGGAUUCAUUAAACCUUAUAUUGACAGAGUGGAAUGUCUUAAAAAAAGUUACAUCAAUAGUAACAGACAAUGACGCUAGCAUGAAAAAGGCAUGUGACUUGUUGCAAAUAAAAAACUUUCCUUGUUUUGCACACAGCAUAAAUCUUUUGAUCCAAGAUACGCUUAAACUUCCAAUGCUGACUCCAGUGUUACAAAAAUGCAAGAGGAUUGUGAACUAUUUUAAAAGCAGCACAAUCGCCUAUGAAAAAUUCAAGAAGGCACAAGGUGAAACCGCUUAUAGUCUAAUUCAGGAGGUGCCCACGCGUUGGAACUCUGCUUUGUACAUGAUGCAGCGCAUAUUGACUACGAACACACAUAUAUCAGCAGUGCUAUUAGGCAUUCCAAAGGCCCCACAACCAUUGGGAGCAGAUGAAGUUCUAAUGCUGGAAGACUUCAUUAAGAUAUUGGAACCCUUUGAGCAUGCAACGAAGUCGACUUCGCAUGAGAAGGAGGUGACCAUUUCAAUUGUAAUUCCUUUGAUUUGUGAGCUUAAUAAAAAAAUGGCGGACAUGGAGAAAAUAAUAAUAACAACUGAAGGAAAAGCAACGUUUCAGUACCUCAAAAAACGUAUGUCAGAACGCCUGAGCCACUACGAAACACGGACAGUAGCUAGACUUGCGACAAUUUUGGAUCCACGCUUUAAAAAGUUCGGCUUUCUUUCGCAAACAAAUGCGGACGAAGCAGCUAAAGCCCUCGAAAUUGAACUAUACAAUAAAAUGUCCAAAUUCAACCACGAUGCGCCAACACCACCAACUCCACAGCCGGAGAACAAACAAUUUACCUUCUUGAGCCAAAAAGUUGGAGAAAAAAUCAAGUCUUCCAGAGCAGACUCUAUAAUAGCUCUGCGGCAAUACCUCGAGGUUUCCAACUCUCCAGAGGAUUGCAACCCAUUAACAUUUUAUAAGAUGAGCCCAAAUGAAAUGGAACCUUUCAAAGCUACUGCAAAGCAGUACCUUUGCGUGCCAGCAACAUCUACUGCAUCCGAAAGGACCUUCAGUAAAGCCGGCCAACUGAUAAGUGACCGCAGAAGCUGUCUAAAGCCAAAAAUUGUGGAUAAGCUUUUGUUUUUGAACAAAAAUGCUGAUUUGAUCUCCUAUAUGAAUUCUGAAUGAUUGAUCUCCUCGCGCUUGGAAUGGCCUUACCGAACGAGCUGAGCUCCAAAGCCAGGGCAUCACGCCGAAGAGGCGUGGUAAGAAAUCGCCUACCAGAGAUUCUUCUAAAACAGUACCAGCUCUGGAAAACUAUAAAACAA